CUGGGAACCUCCAUACCCCGAGGGUGAGGCCCUAAAAAGAGAACAACAACAACUAAAAUUUCCUGUCCUCAAAACUUAAAUGUUUUUCUUCAGCUCUAUCCAUAUUCCUCUUUUCUCCUCUUCCUGUGUUUAUCAGUUAACAGCACUAACACUCAUCCAGUUCCCUAAGCCUGAAAAAAUAUUUACUUUUACUCCUUCUUAUUCUACUUACGUCUAAUCACAAUAUUCUCUAUAUUUUAUCGUUAUCGUUCUAAUACAGCUCCAUUUCUGCAUUUCUAGGUAAGAGAAAUAUCAUCUCAUACCUGUAUUGAUGCAACAACUUCUAGUCCAUCCUUUGCCUCUAGUUUUACUCUUCCAUGAUUUAUCCUUAACUCUGACACAGGAUGAUCUUUUGAAAAGUGAAAAAACAUGGUCAUGUCACUUUUCUACGUAAAACACUUCAAUAGCCCUGCAUUUCUUUUGAUGUCGAGUCCAAAUGCCUUGGCGUGGCUUACAAAAUAUUUGCUGAUCUUCCCAGUCUCAGCUCUCACCAUUUCUCUCCUCUUGCUCUAUGGCUCAGCUACAGUGAUUCCAUUUCAGUUCUUCCAAAACACUUCCUUUAUUUUGGAAUUUGCACAGGCAUUAGUUUUUAGUUUGCUGGAAUUUUUUUAGUUUGCAGGACAUUUUACCCUAUACCCAGUUUUUGUUUGGAUUACUCAUACUCAUUUUUCAUGUAUAAAAUUAGAAUAUACUUUUUCCAGAAAAAUCUUACUUCCAAAUUCUGGUUAGAUGACCUUCAUCUAUGCUCUUAUACGAGCAUGAACUUUGGAUUCAUUCACGGCACUCCUUGUGCUGUAUUUUAAUGGUGUAUUUUAAAUGUGUGAACAGUUUUCUGCCUCCAUCUUUCAGGACAGAAACUAUGUCUGUCUGUUUACCACUCUAUCCCGGAGACUAAUCACCAUGCCUAGCACAAAGAAUAUGCUCAAUAAGUAUUUGCUGAAUAAAUUAAUGAAGGAUGAAUACAAUAUUUAGGAUUAUGUCUCUGGAAGGCCUGGGGUCUACAAAACGGAGUUUAGUUUCACAACUGAAAUGGGUUCUACCUUGUUCAACUUUUUAAAAAUAUUGUCAGAAACUGGAGGGAUCUUACUUUAUUCACUACUGCUGAGCAUUUACUUUCUACUGCUGCCAGGUAAGUCACUUAUGGAGCAUCCCUAAAUAAACAGUACCAUUUACCCAGCCUGAAAUGUCCUGCCUCCCCAAAACAACCACUUGUGUAUACUAGGUUCCAUUUCAAGCGCAUGGCUUUAUCCUUAUUGCCUUUUUGAAACCUAUUUGCUGAUGCUUAGAGAAGGCUAAGAUCUCUGGUUCCCAUUUCCAUUUUCCUGUCACCCUCUUGCUUCCUAAGUCAAUUGCAUAGAAGAGCCCUCUCAACUAUUUUUAGUUGCCUUAUAUACUGUCUUCACAGAAGACCAUAACUUAUUUGAGGUUGAGACUGUUAUCUUGAAUAUGCUUUUAUAUACACCACAGCUCUCGAGACUGUCGUUGAUUGUGUUAAAGACGGAAUAGUAACAGCAUCACAUACCACAAAGGACAAAACUCAGAAAUAAAAAACCACAGGAAUAUAGGAGAAAAUAGAAUUUAGAGUCAUCAACCCACUUGCAAGAUAAGUUAGUAUUCUGUCUCAAACGUAUUUGAUUUUGUUUAAAACUUGAGAAUCUGCAGUCGCGUGGUGGCGCUGCAGGAUAAGAUGGGGAAAUUUUUGUACCAUCAGAUGCUCGGUGUCCAUUAAUCGCUGGGAGGGAGAGCUCGGGAGAGGCAGUGGUGAUAAAGACAGGCUUUUGAGAGAAAGCUAGGGAGCCAAAAACGCCCUCACCAUAGGAUUACAGGUUUAUGGAUUUCCAGUGGUCCAGGCUGAUAGAUGAGAGGAGCUGUUUGUGACUGAAUUGAAGUAUUUCCUCGGAAAGGCGUUUGGCUUGGGAGUCAUGGAGCCCGGAGAAGGGAGCCCUCAGCAGACAAGGCAAGUGCUGCUUUUCUUUGUUUUCCUGGGAGGGUCUUUGGUGUGUUCAGAAACCUGGCGCUAUUCUGUGGCAGAGGAAACGGAGAUUGGCUCCUUUGUAGGCAACGUGGUGAAAGACAUAGGUUUGGAUGUGGAAGACCUGGCUGCACAGGGGGCCAGAGUGAUCUUUGACGACUAUAAAUCGUACUUGCAGUUGGAUCAGCAAACUGGCAACUUGCUCUUAAAUGAGAAACUGGACCGGGAGGCACUCUGCGACCUCACAGAGCCAUGUAUAUUGCAUUUCCAGGUAUUAUUAGAAAAUCCUUUGCAAUUUUUUCGUGCUGAGCUUUUGGUCAAAGACAUAAAUGAUCACACUCCCACGUUCCUAGACAAAGAUAUACUUCUGAAAAUCUCAGAAAGUACUGCUACAGGAACCUCAUUCCAAAUGGAUAGCGCUCAGGACUUGGAUGUAGGAAAGAACGGUGUUCAAAACUACACCUUAAGCCCCAGUCCUUACUUCCACCUUAAACUGCAGGACAGUGAGGAGGGUAGAAAAUACCCAGAGCUGUUACUGGACCAAACUCUGGAUCGAGAAAAGGAGCCUGAGCUUAGAUUAACGCUAACAGCCCUGGAUGGUGGGUCUCCGCCCAGAUCUGGAACCACAAAUGUGCGGGUGUUGGUCUUAGAUAUCAAUGACAAUGCCCCAGAAUUUGAAAGGCCCACCUAUGAGGUUCUGGUACCAGAAAACAGCCCUCUGGACUCCCUGGUUGUCAAGGUGUCUGCUACAGACUUGGAUGCAGGAAUAAAUGGAGAACUAUCUUAUUCAUUUUCCCACGUCUCCAGAGACAUACGCAACACUUUUGAAAUCCACCCAGUUUCUGGCGAAGUCCGUUUAAAAGCACUUCUGGAUUUUGAAUUAAUUCAGUCUUAUACAAUAAAUAUUCAGGCCAUUGACGGUGGGGGCCUUUCAGGAAAAUCAGCAAUUUUAGUUAGUGUGGUAGAUGUGAAUGACAACCCACCGGAAAUAGUCAUAACGUCUCUUAAUAGCCCCAUACAAGAAAAUUCAUCGUCUGACAUUGUAGUCGCUGUUUUUAGCCUACGAGACCAAGACUCUGGAGACAACGGAAGGAUGGUUUGCUCAAUUCAGGAUGAUCUUCCCUUCCUCUUGAAGCCGACCUUCAAAAAUUUCUACACUCUCGUAACAGAGGGCCCACUGGACAGAGAAAGCCAAGCCGAGUACAACAUCACCAUCAGCGUCAGCGACCUGGGGACCCCCCGGCGGCACACCCAGCACAACCUGACCGUGCGCGUGGCCGACGUCAACGACAACGCGCCCGCCUUCAGCCAGCCCGCCUACACCCUGCGGGUCCGCGAGAACAACAGCCCCGCCCUGCACAUCGGCACCGUCCGCGCCACCGACGCCGACGCGGGCGCCAACGCCCAGCUCACCUACUCGCUGCUGCCGCCCUCCGACCCGCACCUGCCCCUCGCCUCGCUCGUGGCCAUCAACCCCGACACCGGCCAGCUCUUCGCCCUGCGCGCCCUCGACUACGAGGCCCUGCGCGCCUUCGACUUCCAGGUGCGCGCCGCCGACCGCGGCGCGCCCGCGCUCAGCAGCCAGGCGCGGGUGCGCGUGCUCGUGGCCGACGCCAACGACCACGCGCCCGUCGUGCUCUACCCGCCGCCCAACGCCUCGGCGCCCUGCACCGAGCUGCUGCCCCGGGCGGCCGAGCCGGGCUACCUGCUCGCCAAGGUGGUGGCGGUGGACGGCGACGCGGGCCAGAACGCCUGGCUGUCCUACCGGCUGCUGCAGGCCACCGAGCCCGGGCUCUUCGGCGUGGGCGCGCACAGCGGCGAGGUGCGCACGGCCCGGCCGCUGAGCGAGCGCGACGCGCCCCGGCAGCGGCUGCUGCUGCUGGUGCGGGACCACGGCGAGCCGCCGCUCUCGGCCAGCGUCCCGCUGCACGUGCUGCUGGUGGACGGCUUCUCGCAGCCCCACCUGCCGCCGCCCGAGGCCCCCGGCCGGGCGCCGGGCGCCGGCGCGGACGAGCCGCUCACCGUCGCCCUGGUGGGGGCGCUGGCGUGCGUGUCGGCGCUGCUGGUGGGGGCGCUGCUGGCCUUGGCGGCGGGGCGGCUGUGCCGGCGGGGCGGGGCGGCCUCGGCGGGGGGCUGCGCGGGGCCCGCGGAGGGCGGCGUCCCGGGCCAGCUGCUGGACGUGGGCGGCACGGGCACCCUGGCCCACGGCUACCGCUACGAGGUGUGUCUGGCGGGGGGCACUGGGACUAGCGAGUUCAAGUUUCUGAAGUCUCUUGCCUCCAAUCACCAGGAUGUGAAUGAUGUAGAGGAAAAUUCAAACUUUGUUAAUGGUUUUGGAUUCAAUUAGGAAUUUUGCUUUAUAGCAUUCGGGAUGAAAGUUUUCUUUAAAUAUACUAUGUGUCCAUUAGCUUUUCCGUCCAUAUUCAAUUUCUUGGAUUUUUUUUUUCUGAGUUCGUCUUCCUAGUUAAGGAGAUUACAUUUUUUCUUUGAGCAUAUACUCAUAUUUACUCUUUAUUAUUUCUAUUUUGAGGGAGACAACUUCCUAUUUCAUUACCGAAAUUUUUUCAACUUUUCAUCAUCAAACAGUAUUAAUUUGAAGAUGACUCCAGACCCGUUCUCUAUUGUCCAGAAAUUUUUUCUAACUUUGUCAUUAAUUGGGAGACGAGUAUGUAACAAAUAUAAUGGAUUAUUAGUAUACCUUCUGUUUAAUCUGAUAUUAUGCCUGCCUUUCCUAAACUUUUCAAUGGAGAAAUGUCUGCAAAAAUUGCAUGUUUUUGUUUCACAGUAGUAUUAAAUGGAAAACACUACCAUUUAUUCUAUACUUAAAGGCAUUUCCUCUCUUUAUACCAUCCUUCGGUAUAAUACAUGUGGAUAUUAUUGAAAAAUUACUAAUUAUUUCAAGAUAUUUAAGUAGUAGAUCCCUUUUUUGGCAUCAGUCUAAUCUGCCACGACUUUUUUGGAAACUUCUCUCGUCAGUAAAAAUGUACUCCGCAGCCAUGUUUGUUUGUUUGUUUUUUAAGGGCUGCACCCGUGGCAUAUGAAAGUUCCCAGACUAGGGGUCAAAUCAGAGCUGCAGCUGCUGGCCUACGCCACAGCCACAGCAAGGCCAUAUCUGAGCUGUAUCUUCAAACUACACCAUAGCUCAGGGCAAUGCCAGAUCCUUAAACCACUGAGCAAGGCCAGGGAUCAAACAGCGUCCUCACAGAUACUAGUCGGGUUCAUGACCGCUGAGCCAUAAUGGGCACUCCCAGCCAUGUUUAUUUCAUAUGACCUAUCUCCCUCUGUGAUUUCAGACCAUCAGAUGAAGUGGUAGACAUCGCUGACCCAAACUGGCCAAUCUCAUUCUCUCUGCUUGAAAAAUGCCUUUAGAAACUAGUUAUAGUCUCUCUUUUAGGAGCAUAACAAGAAAGUGGUAUCAUACUGACUAAAUAUGUCAAAGAGGCACAGAAAGUCAAUCUACUUAGAGACGAGAAGGAAGGGGAUGCCUCAUUGUGCAUUUUCCAGUCCCUCUCGUGUCUUCUUUUUCUCAAAAAAAUUUUUGGGGGGAGGGAAUGUGAAAAUUUUAAAAUAAAUUUCCCUCUAAAUAAGAUAACUAAGUGGACUUGUUCUCUUGUCAAAAGCACUUUUUUUUUUUUUUUUUUUUUUUUUGCCAUUUCUUUGGGCCGCUCCCACGGCAUAUGGAGGUUCCCAGGCUAGGGGUCCAAUCGGAGCUGUAGCCACCGGCCUACGCCAGAGCCACAGCAACGCGGGAUCCGAGCCGCGUGUGCAACCUACACCACAGCUCACGGCAACGCCGGAUCGUUAACCCACUGAGCAAGGGCAGGGACCGAACCCACAACCUCAUGGUUCCUAGUCGGAUUCGUUAACCACUGCGCCACAACGGGAACUCCCAAAAGCACUUUUUGAUACUCUCGUAUGGAUACUCUCGUACCUUACUAUUAAUUUGAGAGCUUAAUAAUUGUGGUUUUCAUAUUAAUGUAAUGUUUAGGAUCAAAAGAUUGUGGAAUAUUAAUAGUCUAUAAGGGACACAUAUAAGCUUUUGUUAGGAUAUAUAAUGUUGAGAAGAAUUGAUAUUUCCAAGUUAUACAGUCUUUGGAGUGUUUAAUAGAAAUUAGAAAUUCUUAGAAAAUUCUACUAUGUAAGAAAGAGCUUUUCAAUAUCCUUAGUGUCAUAACAGCUUUACUGUAAAAUAACAAUGAUAAUGCAACAUGUGUUCUAAAGAGAUGAAUACCUUAUUUGUAGGAUCAUUAUAGCCUUGUUACCAUGUUCUUCCUUUUUUAGAACGUACUGCUUUGUUUUAAGUAGCCAGGGUAUUUUGCCAUUUAGCGAAAAAACAGUUUAAGUCAUUCUGAAUUAUUUCAAAUUACUAUUCAAAAGAGCAGAGAGAAAAAGGCACUUGAGAACAUGCCGUCUUGCUUAUUCUGCUCAAAUAAUGAACUAGGAUGUCAGCAAAACAGGGGGCUUCUAUGUUAGGAGAAUAAUCUAAGUAUCAGAGUUUUGUAAUUAAUUGUGAUUUAUUCAUUGAUCUAUUCAACAAAUACUGUUGUGCAUUUACUAUGUGCCAGGAACUAUUUAGAGGUUGAUGGAUGUAGAAAUACAACAAAGUUCUCAAACUCAAGGGUGACACAGAAAGGAAACAUCUAAAUAUGUACAUAUGUGCUAUAUGAGAUGAUGCUCUGGGAAAAAAGCAGGGUAAGAGAUAUAGGAAGUGCCCUUAUAUUUUCCCAUAUUUUGAAAGUUUCAUAAAAUCCUAACUCUGUGAUCUUAUGUAAUAAGAAAGGGUAUAAUAAACUGGAGUGAACUGGUAGCUUUUUCCUUGAUGUGACUCAACCAAUAGAAACCAUAAUUCUGGCACACAGGGUGCCUAGAAUUUGAAUGGAAAUCUAGAGGAACUCAUCCUUUUUUGCUGGGAGAAUUUUAAGAAAUCACAUAGGUAUAUAUUGUUAUAUUUACAAGAGGAAUGAUCACCAUUAAUUCUUUCAUUUCUUAGUUCCCCUCAGAACAUCUCACCCAGACUACAGGUUAUAGAAGGUAGGGACAAUGGAUUGUUCACUAAUGUAUUUGAGAACCUAGUACACAGAUAUUAUUCAUGCUUCUUUGGGUGAAUGAAUGAAUAAUUAUAAUUGUAUGUUUUUCUGAUGACAUCUUCUUCCCCAAACCAUUUCCAAACUCCUAAUAGCCAUCUAGAUUAUUUACAGAGAGAGAACACAAUUGCAGCAAUUCGUUUCGAAGAAAACGCAUGGUGGCGCUGCAGGCUAAGGCGUUAAAAAAAAAAAAAAAAAAA
Sus scrofa (pig) is the source of this 7295-nucleotide messenger RNA. RefSeq names its product protocadherin beta-16-like. Gene Ontology annotation, cellular component: plasma membrane. The record is from RefSeq and is a predicted model, not a curated record. Lineage: Eukaryota; Metazoa; Chordata; Mammalia; Artiodactyla; Suidae. Gene Ontology annotation, molecular function: calcium ion binding. Gene Ontology annotation, biological process: homophilic cell-cell adhesion.